CACGACUACUCCGGGGGCAUUCUAGUAGGUGUUGCUAGACUGUGAAUACAGCGCUUACAGCCUGAGCCUACUUCGCUGAGGAGAAUGCGCGCGCAGCCGGGGACUACGGCUGACGGAUGGGGGCGUGGUGCUGAGUGACGGCUAGAGCGUUAUCGCAGGCAGGUGGCGCUGCUGAGUGCGCUGAAGGUCUCCAGCCUGGGACAAGCCGAGCAGCCUGUAUAGCACAUAUACUACUACAGCCAAUGCAGACAUAACAACAACCCGUGGAUUAAAUGUGCAGCAGGCGGAGAAGGAGGAAAAGCAAGGAGACUCAACGUUUCGUUCUCCUCCUCCCCUGGGGGAAGCAGGGACCUAUAACACCUCCUCGGGGUAGAGGCUACGGCUGAGCCCCCCUGAGAAAUUACUGGGAGUUGAUUGGACUUUAUCCACUGUGUGACCUCGCACUGGGCCUGCCUCUGAGACAUUGUCACUAUGGCAGUGUGGAUUCAGGCACAGCAGCUCCAGGGCGAUGCCUUACGGCAGAUGCAGGCUUUGUAUGGACAGCAUUUCCCUAUAGAAGUUCGACAUUACCUGUCACAUUGGAUAGAGGCUCAGUCAUGGGACUCGGUGGACCCAGAGAACCCACAGGACAGCAUGAAAGCCACACAGCUGCUGGAAGGGCUGGUCCAGGAGCUGCAGAAGAAAGCGGAGCAUCAAGUAGGCGAGGAUGGGUUCUUACUGAAGAUUAAACUUGGCCAUUAUGCUACGCAGUUCAAGAAUACGUACGAACGAUGUCCUAUGGAGCUGGUUCGAUGCAUUCGACACAUCUUAUACCAUGAGCAAAGACUAGUGCGUGAAGCCUCUAACUCCAGUUCACCGGUUGGUGGCCUUGUGGACACCCUGUCUCAGAAGCACCUCCAGAUUAAUCAGACAUUUGAAGAGCUGAGACUUAUUACUCAGGACACAGAAAGUGGACUCAAGAAGUUACAACAGACACAAGAGUAUUUCAUUAUCCAGUAUCAGGAGAGCCUGAGAAUUCAGGCUCAGUUCUCGCAGCUGUCACAGCUGAGCCCUCAAGAACGCAUGCCCCGUGAAGCCACGUUACAGCAGCGGCAGGCCUCCUUAGAGGCCUGGCUACAGCGAGAGGCCCAGACUCUGCAGCAGUACAGACUGGAUUUGUCAGAAAAACACCAAAAGACCCUGCAGCUUUUACGCAAGCAGCAAACAAUCAUCUUGGAUGAUGAGCUCAUCCAGUGGAAGAGACGGCAACAGCUUGCAGGAAACGGCGGUCCUCCAGAAGGCAGCUUAGACCUUUUACAGACAUGGUGUGAAAAACUUGCAGAAAUAAUCUGGCAGAACCGACAGCAGAUAAGACGGGCAGAGCACCUGUGCCAACAACUGCCUAUUCCUGGGCCUGUGGAAGAGCUCCUUGCAGAGCUUAAUGCCACCAUCACAGAUAUCAUCUCUGCUUUAGUAACCAGCACAUUUAUCAUUGAAAAGCAGCCUCCACAGGUACUGAAAACACAGACAAAGUUUGCAGCAACAGUUCGGCUGCUGGUGGGUGGAAAACUAAAUGUCCACAUGAACCCACCCCAAGUGAAGGCCACGAUCAUUAGUGAACUACAAGCCAAGGCUCUUCUAAAGAAUGAAAACACACGCAAUGAGAGUAGCGGAGAGAUCCUGAAUAACUGUUGUGUAAUGGAGUACCACCAGGCCACCGGCACGCUAAGCGCACACUUCAGAAACAUGUCCUUGAAGAGGAUCAAGCGUUCAGACCGGCGUGGGGCAGAGUCGGUCACUGAGGAGAAGUUCACUAUAUUGUUUGAGUCACAGUUCAGUGUUGGGGGAAAUGAACUGGUUUUCCAGGUGAAGACCCUCUCUCUCCCUGUUGUUGUAAUUGUCCAUGGGAGUCAGGACAACAAUGCUACAGCAACAGUCUUGUGGGACAAUGCAUUUGCCGAGCCAGGCCGGGUGCCAUUUGUGGUUCCAGACAAAGUUCUUUGGUCUCAGCUAUGUGAGGCUCUGAACAUGAAGUUUAAAGCAGAAGUUCAGAGUAACCGAGGGCUCAGCGAUGAGAAUCUUGUGUUCUUGGCACAGAAACUUUAUAACAACACCAGUAACCACAAGGAUGACUUUAACAACAUGACCGUGUCCUGGGCACAGUUCAACAGGGAGAAUUUGCAAGGCUGGAAUUACACUUUCUGGCAAUGGUUUGAUGGAGUAAUGGAAGUGUUGAAAAAGCACUUAAAGCCUCACUGGAAUGAUGGGGCCAUUCUGGGCUUUGUCAACAAGCAGCAAGCUCAUGAUAUGUUGGUGAACAAAAGAGAUGGAACUUUCCUCCUGCGUUUCAGUGAUUCUGAGAUUGGGGGCAUCACAAUAGCUUGGAAGUUUGAGUUGCCGGAGAGGGCCUUAUGGAACCUGAUGCCAUUUACAAGCCGAGAUUUUUCAGUACGUUCGCUGGCGGACCGACUUGGAGACCUGAACUAUCUCAUCUAUGUAUUUCCUGACAGGCCGAAAGAUGAAGUUUUCUCAAAGUAUUACACCCCAGUGCUCUGCAAUCCUUCAAAAGCAGAUGGAUAUGUCAAGCCAGCCAUAAAGCAAGUGGUUCCAGAGUUUGUGACCUCUGAUGUAAUCCCACCAAGCAGCUACAUGGACCAGGCACCAUCCCCUGCAGUUUGUACCCAGUCACACUAUAACUUGUACCAGCAGAAUCCUGACUCUGUUUUGGAUCCUGAUGGAGACUUUGACCUAGAUGAUAGUAUGGAUGUGGCAAGGCACGUGGAAGAACUGCUCCGAAGACCCCUGGAUAACAGCCAGUGGAUUCCCCAUGCGCAGUCCUGAUGUAGUCCUACCCACGGCUCACUGCCUCCAAAAAUCUAAAUGUGAAUUGUUUUCACAAAAAAUAAUUUGGUAUUUUGUGCAUGGUGAUACAUAGGUUUUAUUUUCUUUUGUUUAUUUUAUGGUACUUUUUUGACAAGAAAACUGUAUCCUCCCAUAUUUUCACUUCUAUUACCCACUUAAAGGUUUUGUCCACAUUUGUACUUGCUCUCACCUCAGGUAAUAUAAGGGGAGGUAAUGCCUGGCCUUCCUUUUUUUUCCUGAAGGUGCAAGUCAUACUGUGCUUUAAACCUGCAGCACAAGACGGGACGCUUUCAGUCUUCAGUUCCAUCUACACGUCGUUUAUAGAGCUGUAUGUAAGUGUUGUAAUGAACAGGAACUGAACAUAAUUAGCCUCCCCGUCCUAAAAGUUUAAAGGCCCGUUAUGGCUGCCAGCCUGUGUUAUGACAGGAGAGGAUUCCUCCAUAUUACAUGGGGUAAGAGUAGGUCCAACAGAGGGUGGACAACCUCUUUAAAGUUCAUUUUGUUUAGGAUUUUUAUCUUUGUCAGUAUAACCUUUACUCUGCUUCAGUGGGUUGUGAAAUGUUGCUGAGCGAUAAGCCACAAGCAGUGUAUAGGCCAUAGUCCUUAGGGAUUCGGAUCAAGCUAAAUGUCAAUCAUGUUUACUUUACAAGAUAUGUAUAGUCUUCUCCUCCAUAUCUGAGCCCCAGUGUGGGAAGAGUUAGAAGAUAACAGAGAGCUAAUAUAAAUAAACCCUACUUAGGGUUAAUUAGGGUUUUAAAGGGAACGUGUCACUAAAUAGCUCUCAAUAAAACCAGCUGACUUGGGAGAUGUGCCCUUGUCAACUGAAUCUAACGGCUUUGGUCCCAUCUUGCUCUGUGGCUGCAUUGCAGAGAAAACAUUGAUUUAAUAAUAUGCAAAUAAGCUCCUGGGUAGAACAAGGGCAUUGCCAUUGCAUCUUGUGGCACCCAGGGGCUCCGCUCGCUCUCCUGCAAGUCGUGGCCUCACCACUUUUUUUACGGACAGGGCCAGACAGUAAAGAGGUAAUCAUGUCUGGCCCAAAAGUUUUACGCCUGCCUUUUUGCUUCAGUGCUUGGCACAGUACAGUACAGAUAUGUCAAACAUUGGCCUCGGCCAAUGUUUGGCGCCCUAGCAGUACAGAAUUCAUAAGCCAUGGCACUUCUGUACUGUACCUGCACCAAACACUAAAGCAAAGGUGCAAGCAUGAGACUUGGAGAUCAAGCGUGUUUACGUCUUCGCUGCCAGGCCCUGUAAGUCAAAAUGCUGGGGCUGUGGCAUAUAGGAAAGUGAGUGGAGGCUCUGGGUGCAACGAGAUGCAAUGGCAGCACUCUCGUUGCACCCAUGGACUAAUUUGCCUUUAAUUAAGAUGCUCUUUUCUCAACAGAGCAAGAUGGGACCAACAGAAUUAGAUUCAACUGACAAGGGCACAUCUCCCAUGUCUGCUGGUUUAUUGAGAGGUAUUUAGUGACAGAUUCCCCUUAAGUUUAUUUAACAUUAAAUAUAUAUAUCUAUAAAAAUAUAUAUACUUCAAAAUAUAACGAACUAUAUGAAUUGUUUCUAUUUUAUUUUUUUCCCUCCACUUUUCUGAAAUGGCCUCAUUUAUUUUGAGCACAAUUGUCAAAAUACCUCCAGUAAUGUAUUUCAGCUCAUGUAAUAUUAUCAUACCAUAUUACAGCCACAACACAAGUGCAGAAUGGCAUGUGACACAAGUGGUAUGGUCCCAUGAAAUCAGUCCUGGAUAGCACUUGCGUCCUGCGAGACUUCUGACUGUACAAAAGUGACCAGCAAACAUCUUUACCACUCUUCAGGCUUCUAGAAAAUAUUAUUCUGUUACAAUCACAUUGUCCAUUCCCAUAAGAUACCUAUUAUAAAGGGGACCCAUCACCAGGUCAGGUUCCCCUUAGUUCAGGGCAUGUUUAGAAAACCCUAUCAAAGCUUAUUGUGUCUACUAAAUCGACCCUGCAGUGUUAAUAAUCUAAAAUUAACUGAAUCAACAAUGCAAAGAGUCCUACAGUCAGAUUGCCAGAGAGUUGUAGUCUAGUCCUACAGUCAGAUUGCCAGAGAGUUGUAGUCUAGUCCUACAGUCAGAUUGCCAGAGAGUUGUAGUCUAGUCCUACAGUCAGAUUGCCAGAGAGUUGUAGUCUAGUCCUACAGUCAGAUUGCCAGUGAGUUGUAGUCUAUUCCUACAGUCAGAUUGCCAGUGAGUUGUAGUCUAGUCCUUCAGUCAGAUUGCCAGAGAGUUGUAGUCUAGUCCUACAGUCAGAUUGCCAGAGAGUUGUAGUCUAGUCCUACAGUCAGAUUGCCAGAGAGUUGUAGUCUAGUCCUACAGUCAGAUUGCCAGAGAGUUGUAGUCUAGUCCUACAGUCAGAUUGCCAGAGAGUUGUAGUCUAGUCCUACAGUCAGAUUGCCAGAGAGUUGUAGUCUAGUCCUACAGUCAGAUUGCCAGAGAGUUGUAGUCUAGUCCUACAGUCAGAUUGCCAGAGAGUUGUAGUCUAGUCCUACAGUCAGAUUGCCAGAGAGUUGUAGUCUAGUCCUACAGUCAGAUUGCCAGAGAGUUGUAGUCUAGUCCUACAGUCAGAUUGCCAGAGAGUUGUAGUCUAGUCCUACAGUCAGAUUGCCAGAGAGUUGUAGUCUAGUCCUACAGUCAGAUUGCCAGAGAGUUGUAGUCUAGUCCUACAGUCAGAUUGCCAGAGAGUUGUAGUCUAGUCCUACAGUCAGAUUGCCAGUGAGUUGUAGUCUAUUCCUACAGUCAGAUUGCCAGUGAGUUGUAGUCUAUUCCUACAGAGAGUUGUAGCCUAGUCCUACAGUCAGAUUGCCAGAAAGUUGCAGUCUAGUCCUACAGUCAGAUCGCCAGCUGUGCCCACUUCUGGGUAGUGGCACAGGAACAGUACCUGCUCCGGUAUUGGAAGCAGAGCCUCUGCACUUACAACGCCACUCAGAACAGCAGCACACACUCAGAAUUGUCGGGGCUAGGCGGGCUGUAUGUCACUGUCAGUCAAGUGGCAGGGGGAUCCUCUUGUAGGCCCUCGCAGCUGGAGAACUCUAUUUGAUGUCAUGAACGAAUUGAUUUGUACAAAUAGAUUCACUCAUCCCUACGUUGAUGAUUUGCAAAUUCGGUCAGGGUAUCGGGUGUCUGACCCCCACCAAUCUAAUAUUGAUGACCUCUCCGGAGGAUAGGGUUAUCAAUAUCUAAAGAGUAGAGAACAACUUUAACAUUUGCUUAUACUAAUGUAUGAAAGAAAAAUUGAAAUCAUGACACAGUGGAUAAGGUUGGCAACCAAUCAGAGCCCAGAUGACGUGUUA
This is a messenger RNA of Bufo gargarizans (Asiatic toad), 6141 nucleotides long. RefSeq names its product signal transducer and activator of transcription 5B. The transcript is spliced from 20 exons. The record is from RefSeq and is a predicted model, not a curated record. NCBI's taxonomy places the organism in Eukaryota, Metazoa, Chordata, Amphibia, Anura, Bufonidae. Gene Ontology annotation, molecular function: RNA polymerase II cis-regulatory region sequence-specific DNA binding; DNA-binding transcription factor activity, RNA polymerase II-specific. Gene Ontology annotation, biological process: regulation of cell population proliferation; cell surface receptor signaling pathway via JAK-STAT; defense response. Bases 472 to 2820 code for a protein of 782 amino acids.